Molecule: messenger RNA, 5740 nt
Organism: Boleophthalmus pectinirostris (great blue-spotted mudskipper)
Lineage: Eukaryota; Metazoa; Chordata; Actinopteri; Gobiiformes; Gobiidae
Gene: ptk7b
Product: protein tyrosine kinase 7b
Exons: 20
Coding region: 792-4028 (1078 amino acids)
Biological process (GO): protein phosphorylation; synapse organization; homophilic cell-cell adhesion
Cellular component (GO): plasma membrane; neuronal cell body; axon
Molecular function (GO): protein kinase activity; ATP binding; axon guidance receptor activity
Source: RefSeq, a predicted model, not a curated record
GUUUAUUUUUCAGUUUUUUUAUUUAUUUAUUUCACUUUUUAAUACAAAAUCAUAGAUGAGCCUAGUUUUCCAAUUUGACUGCAUCAUCUAAAAUAAAAUUAAUUAGGCCUUCUUGAGAUGGGAUUUUAAAAGCUCAUAUCUUUGUGGGCAUAGCUAAAAAAAUAUAACCUAACCUGUAAUUAUUGUGGGCCUCAUUUUGGUAUAAUUAUGUCAGGUUUAUUGUGAAAACCGCAGACGGAUGUGGCGCUUUUGUUUCGCGGUGACUUGAUGCGCUUGGAGUAAAACCUCGGAAAGCGGUAGGAGGAGGACGCCAACUCCGGAGCACCGCGGACUGGAGCCAAACUGCCCCUCGUCGCGGACACAAGUGGCCGGUGCAGGCGGCUGUGGACUCGGGGUUAUCGGAGGGAACACGGAGAGGACUGUAAUGAACCGGGGCGAUCCGUUUACUCACCGACUUUUUGUUUAGUAGCGCACCUGGAAGUUACCGCUCAAAACUUUCGCCGUCGGUAAGUGGUCCGUCUGGUUGGCCUGCCACACAGAGCGCGUUACCCACAUGUCUCUGCCUUGUUCCUGGUAGUUUUUCCCAGGAACUAGUCUGUAGGCACCGCCAGGCUUCGCUCCCCGGGGACCCGCGCAGGUAACAGGGCUGGUCGGUGUACCUUUACGCACACACGGUGACGCACGGAUCCUUUUGAAACUACUUUGUGGCCAGAGGCUGCAACCGUGGAGCGAAACCAAGGAGGCGCCGCGCAGCUGUAGAGAAAGCCGACGGUCAGAGCGCAGGAGCGGGCAUGGAUGUACCAGAGGAGAGCGGGAGACAGCGGGGAGAAGGCUGGAGGAAAGCGGCGAUGAGGAGCAGGAAGAUACCGGUGGAUACGCUUUACGUCGUGGGCUUUAUCUGCUUACAAGUCUUGUCCCUCCAAGCCUCCGCCGCCAUGCAGUUCACAAAGGAGCCCAAAUCCCAGGAUGCAUUACACGGCCGGAGCGCGAUGUUGCGUUGUGAGGUGAGCGAGCCCGCAGACGUGACCUACAGUUGGACCCAUAACGGAGAGACUCUGCAGAACACAGACAGACGAUUCCAGGAGGGCAGCAACCUCAAGUUCACCUCCAUCGAUCGCAAACUCGACUCUGGAAAUUUCGAGUGUGUGGCAUCCAACAUGGCAACCGGAGAGUUUCUGAGGUCUACCAACGCGUCUUUCAAUAUUAAAUGGCUGGAGAGUGGAGGCGUGACCCUGAAAGAGCCUGCUUCAGAGAGAGAGAUCGAGAGCUCAGUCACAGUCACUCUUCGCUGCCACAUCGACGGACAUCCUCGUCCCACGUGUCACUGGUUUAAAAAUGGAGUGAAGCUGACGGAGAAAACCCAUCAGAUCAACAACAAGGAGCGCACCCUGAGCCUGAAGAGUGCGUCUGUGGACGAUAACGGAGUUUACUACUGCUGUGCCAAGAACGCAGCGGGACACGUGUGCAGCAACAGCAACUUCACUCUGAACAUUAUAGAUAAGAGUGUCCCGCGGCCGGUGGUCAUCCCUGAAGACCAGGUGGUGCUGAAAAAUGAGGAGGCCAUGUUGCACUGUCAGUUCACCGCCGUCCCGCCCCCGACACUGGAGUGGUACCACGAGGGCGAGCUUGUGGUUAACAAAUCCAGAGUCAUCCUGUUGUCCAAUGGCACCCUGUGGAUCACUCAAGUCAAACCCAGAAACACGGGGAUCUACAAAUGUGUGGGACGAGGGCUCACAGGGACACAGGUCGUACAGGAGGCAUCACUGCAGAUCGCUGAGAUAGACGACAUGGUUCCGCGGGCGUCCCAGGUCUUCACAGCAGACACACUGCAGAGGGUGCCCUGUCGUGCUCCUCGGGGCAAACCAGAGCCAGAUGUGUGGUGGGAGAGGGGAGGAGAGCGGGUGCCCACUGAGGGGAGGGUGUACCAGGAGGACCUGGACCUGGUCUUUAGUCCCACUGAGGCCGGGGACUCAGGGGUCUACACCUGUGUGGCAGAGAAUAAAGCAGGACGACGCACACAAGAGGUUACCUUCACUGUGGCCACUGCCCCGGUGUGGGUGAGGCGGCCCCAGGACAGUCAGUUUGAGGAGGGUAAACCCGGGUACCUGCACUGCCACGCUCAGGCUACUCCAGAGCCAGAGGUCGUGUGGCUCCGAAACGGCCAGCUUAUCUCUCAGGAGGGCAAUCGUUUCAAGUUGUUUCCCAAUGGCACCUUGAGGAUCAACAGUGUGGAGGUGUACGAUGGGCAGAUGUACGGCUGUGAGGCCAAGACUGUGGGAGGGAGGCUGUCUGGGCAGGCGCGCGUCAUUGUACUCGAGAAGCUGAAGUUCACCCCGACUCCUCAGGCUGUUCAGUGUCUGGAGCUGGACAAAGAGAUGAGCAUCACGUGUUCAGCCACAGGGAGAGAAAACCCCACAAUCCGCUGGACCAAAGCAGAUGGAGGAGAGCUGCCCCCUCAUGUGAAGCAAAAGAACGGACAGCUUCAUUUUACCAAAGUGAGCCGUAGCGACGCCGGAAACUACACCUGCAUCGCCUCCAACCACCUGCAGGGGGAGAUACGAGCUCUGGUCUCCCUCACUGUGGCAGUGUACAUUAGGUUUAAAGUGGAGCCAGAUAACACCACAGUUUAUCAGGGCCACACAGCCAUUCUCCACUGUCAGGCUGCAGGAGACCCAGAGCCCUACAUCCACUGGGUCGUCAAAGAUAAACCUCUGGACAUGUCUAAAAGCAGAAGGCUUCAGAAGAUGCCCAAUGGCUCCCUGCUGAUCACAGAUGUGAGUGCAGAGGACACUGGGAGAUACACGUGCGUGGCUGGAAACAGCUGCAAUAUCAAAGGACUCGUGGCUCAGCUCUAUGUCGUGGACAAACCAACGAUCAAAGAUAUUGAAGAUGAGAAGGCGCCUUAUAAAAUGAUCCAGACUAUCGGCCUGUCUGUGGGGGCCGCUGUGGCGUACAUCAUCGUUGUCCUGGGACUCAUGUUUUACUGCAAAAAGAGGCGCAGCGCCAAAAGACUCCAGAAGGGUGGCGACGGAGAGGAGCCAGAGAUGGAGUGCCUCAACGGAGGGUCAGUGCAGCACAAUGGGCACACCACAGCAGAGAUCCAGGAGGAGGUGGCUCUGACAAACAUGGGGACUCUGGCCACGACAGAGAAACGCCACAGUCACAUCAACAACGACAAACUGCACUUCCCCAGAGCCAAUCUGCAGACCAUCACCACUUUAGGCAAAGGUGAGUUUGGCGAGGUGCUUCUGUCCAAGGCCAAAGGCAUCGUGGACGGUGAGGAGGAGACGGUGGUCCUGGUGAAGAGUCUUCAGAGCCGGGACGAGGCGCUGCAGCAGGAUUUCCGUCGAGAAGCGGAAAUGUUCGGAAAACUCAGUCACCCCAACGUUGUCCGUCUCCUCGGGCUGUGCAAGGAGACGGAGCCUCACUACAUGAUCCUGGAGUACUAUGAUCUGGGAGAUCUCAAGCAGUACCUCAGAAUCUCAAAGAGCAAAGACGACAAGGUUAAAACUCAACCUCUCAGCACCAAGACCAAAGUUUCCAUCUGUGCCCAGGUGGCUCACGGCAUGGAGCACCUGUCCAAUCACCGCUUCGUGCACAAAGACCUGGCCGCUCGAAACUGCCUCAUCAACAGCCAGCGCCGCGUCAAAGUGUCUGCGCUCAGCCUCAGCAAAGACGUCUACAACAGUGAGUACUAUCACUACAGACAGGCGUGGAUCCCCCUGAGAUGGCUGCCCUCAGAAUCUGUGUUCGAGGAUGAUUUCUCCACUAAGUCGGACGUGUGGGCUUUCGGGGUGCUCAUGUGGGAGGUGUUCACUCUCGGGGAAAUGCCACACACCAAACUCAGCGACGAUGAGGUGCUCGAAGAUUUGAAGUCUGGAAAGCUGAAGCUGCCCGUCCCCGAUGGCUGUCCAUCCAGAAUCUACAAACUCAUGUUGCGCUGCUGGGCCCCGAGCCUCAAAGAGCGCCCCUCCUUCACCGACAUUGUCCACACUUUGGGAGACAUACCCUCUGACAGCAAAGUCUGAUCUACCAACUCCUCUGUCCCCUCAAAUAUAUAUUAAAACAGACUUAUGCUGGAUUAUUAUUACUAUACACAUUUCAGGGAAGCUGGUUGAGGAGAGGACACUUUUUAUAUGCAUUUCAACGGUGAGACUUUGCCUUAACCACAGCAUGGAUGACCCUAUUUAAGUCUGUGGUAUUUCUGAUCCUGCCUGCCUCCUUUACUUCGUCCCAUUGACAAUAAUUUGCAUCGUUGGAGCCUCGCAACCUCUGUGCCUACCCCUCAACACACAAAAGACCUAUGGCUAUCACCGACCAGUUUUACAUGGUCUUAAGCCUAUCAAAUAAGGACAUAUUUACUCACAUUCAAUGGAAAAGGUGCUUUUUUAGUGACUUCGAUGAAGCCCUAUCAAAUCAAUCACGUCGGAGCAUCUCUUCAUCUCACUACGUUCAAUAUCUGCAUCGUGGGACCAAGCAUGUCUCUCCAAAGUUUUGAUUUCUGUGCCACCAAAUGUUACAAAUGUAAAAGUGUAGGGGUUUGCUCAAAAGUGAGGUGUUUUUUUUUUUUUGGAAUGUUACAUUAUCUCAUGAGGGACAAAAAAAGAUCAUCAAGUCUGUAGCCAAGAAAAGAGGCUGUGCCAGAAUGGGCUUUGUAUAAUUUUGACGAGUGUGUUGUUGUAUUAACCGAGGUGCUUUUAAGGCGCUAAAUGUAAAUGGGUACAAAUGCCCAAAAAUUCACAAAUGUUUGAGUGGAGUCCAAAACUACUUCCCAUUGUCACUUUGUAAAGCUAAAAUAUCACUGUCAAGAUGUCAAGUUUAAUAUAGUAAUGUAGUAAAUCUUUUUUUAAUUCAAUGUGUAAAGAAAGCCAACAAAUUUUUAAAUGAAGUGUCUUAAUUUGUUUACUGAACUCAUCAUCUUUGUGCUUUAUCAAGAUUUGCAGAAAACAAAUUUGGCCUUUAUAAAUGUAAAAAUCAUUGAUAUAUUUAACAUGAACUAUACUUUUUCAUUAAAAUAGAUGAAAUUAUAGCUUGAAAUUAUGGUUUGGUGAGAACAAAGUGAAUUGUAAAACUAAUUUAUCACAGUAUUGCUUUGUUAAAUUAUGAAAAUACUAUAAAAUGUAAGCAUAAAAACUAUAUUGGAAGUGGUUUUGGACUUUUUAUUUGUCAUAAAUGGGCUGAAGCCUAUCACUGCGUGUGUUAAACAUACAAUAAUGUCUUCUCGAGUGGUCCAGUCAGUUUUAUUUUGGUCAGUGAGGCAAUGUGUACAUAUAUACUAUAGAAGCCAUGCACUAAUUUCACUUAAAUAUCCCUUUUUAUCACGUAGAAGGAAUUGACAAGAACCUAAAUAUUUAUGAAGAAGGUCCUGUCUUUUUAGCUAAUACAAAUUCAUGGUACUUCUGGGGCUGUGUGCUUUUCUAUGAACCACCUCAAAUGUCCAAUCAUCAAUCCAAACAAUAUGUAAAAAUAUAAAGGAGGUCAAAAGUGUCUCUGAAGUGCCUAGGAAAUGAAGGAUUUUCCCUUUUUUACGUGUAUCUAAUCAAAUGCAAUGGCCUUUUGUUUUUUCAACUUGUUUUUAUACGUUGUUUUUAGUGUAAUGUUUUUUUGAGUUUUUUUUACAAACGCUAGGCACUCACACCUAGACCUCUUUUUUAAUCCGCUUCAGCAAAUGUUCUCAGUAACCUGAUAUAUUCAAAAGUAUACAUGCUGCUGUCAAUAAAGGAUCACAGUGUUUUUACAA